AUGGACGAUAAAACUUUGCUGCUGACCUGUGUUGUUGGCUCGAUCAUCACCUGGAAUGUACGUGUUUUCUGAAGAUUUUCUGUUGAAAUGUUUGAGUUGAGGCUUAUUUUCGUUUGAAAUCGUUACUGAAGAAAGUUUCGGCUCCAGGAAAAGAUGAUUGGGUUCCAGUUGGACGUGUUGCAAGUCUUUUCAUUUAUCCGAUCAAGUCUUGCCAAGCCGUUCAGGUCAGGAAUUUUUAGAGGAUACUUUGGAAUUUUUUCAUAUUGAUUCCAGGUUUUCUCGUACUUUUGCACUGAGCUAGGUCCAGUUUCGAAACAAUAUUUCGACCGAUUUUUCGUGGUAACUGAUGGAAGGACUGGAAAGUCAGUGUUCCUGGAAUUUGUCUAUUUUUAUCGAAAUUUAUUGAGGUUCUUACACGGCUCGGACAGCAUCAAAAAUGGUUUUGACGAAAGUUGAAAUCGAGAACGGAAUUCUUGCGGCUGUCGCAUCCGGAUUCAGAAACUGUCGAAGUCGAUCUUAAUAAAGUUAGGGAAAAGAAUGAAGUUAAAACAGCAAAGUGAGUUUUUUCGAAAAAUGAUGAAUUAGGUUACUGGAAAAAAUGUAUUAGUCAGUUUGAAAAUAUGUGAAAUUUUUUUAUGAGAAAGUUUUUGAAAAAAAUUAGUCUUGACUAGGCGAAUAAGGCAAUAAUUGAAAAGUUUUUGAUGCAAUACCAUGACCAAUUUUUUUCAAACCGUCAAAAAGUCUAUCAUAAAAUGAUAGAAAAUAAAACUCUCAAAAAGACAAAGCAUGGAAUAUUUUCAUUUUCUCUCUCGAGAAAUUUGUUCUAAAAACUUAAUAUUUUUUUCUUAUCUCCUUUUUUUUGAGAUCACUCGACUGAACUUUUUAUCUUAUCUUUUUCGCUGAUAAUUAUCUGUCGCCUUGAGAUUGCACUGCAAUCUUCGAACUGACGGAAUCGACUGCGGCGAUAUCGCUGCCGCCUUUUUCUCGGCGGUCAUUCAUGAGCCGGGUUAGAAAAACACUCGUGAAUUCUCAAGUUUGAGUCCAAUUUGACAGAUGUCAGACUUUUGUGGUACCAAAAUGGGAUGUUCACUGAGAGAACCUGCGUCACAGAUCCCGAUUGGUGGAAUAAUCCUGUUCCGAAAAGGGUUGACGAUGUAGGUAAAGUUCAAGUCUUAGUUGCAAUUGAAGCUUUCGGUUUGAAGUUUGGAAGGUUAUGAAGAAAAAAAAAGUAUUAGGUUGAAGACAAGAACGUAAAAAAAAUUUUUGAUUGCGAUUCAAAUAGUCUACUUGAACUCGAAUAAUUAUUUUUUGAAGACGGAAAAAAAUGGAUUAGUGUCUCGGAAGCAACCUAGAUUGAGGCUGUUUAUCUGCAAAACAAAGUAUCGAUUUCUCUUCUACAGACAGCUUUUGCUGACCUCGCUCCCUACAUGAUCACUACAGAGGCGUCGCUCGAAGAUUUGAAUUCGAAGCUCGAAAAGCCGGUAUUCCAGCCAUGCCUUUCUUGAAUUAUAUUCUCUCUUCCCAGGUCAGUUCCAUCAAUUUCCGACCCGUGAUGGUGGUCAGCGACUGUCCUGCCUGGGACGAAGACCGUUGGGCCGAGAUCCGGAUCGGAGAUGACGUCCGUCUCGAAUGCUUCAAGCCGUGCACAAGGUCUGGAAUUUUCACUCGAAUGGGUUUCAAAUCAAUGUGAUAAAUCUUAAAUUUAUUUUCCACCUCACUUCAAUAAUAUUGAAGAGAUGAAAGCUAAAACAUUUUUUUUGGUUUUAUUCUUUUUACGCCAAAAAUUCUUGUUUUGUAUCAAAAAUAAAAGGAUCUUUUUAGAUGCAUUUUGACAACGGUGGAUCCAGCUACUGGUAUCAAAGACGGUGGGAUGCAGCCGUUGAAAAAACUCAAGGAGUAAUUUUUUUAUAAUGUUGCUCAUUCCCCCUAAUUUCAUCUCAUUUUCAGAUUCCGCAUGGCUCCCGAUGGCAAAAUGCGCGAUUCCCUCAAGGAUAGCCCAAUUUUUGGCGUCAACGCCGGUCUUGUUUCUCCGGUGAAAAUAUAAACCUACUAGAAAUUUUUGAGCCAAAGAUUUUCAGGGUUACGUUCACGUCGGACAAACCGUUUGGGCUCGCUAUAAACCGAGUGCUUUUUGA
This is a messenger RNA of Caenorhabditis auriculariae, 2135 nucleotides long. Lineage: Eukaryota; Metazoa; Nematoda; Chromadorea; Rhabditida; Rhabditidae. The record is from the annotation of a GenBank genome assembly.